Aspergillus luchuensis is the source of this 699-nucleotide messenger RNA. RefSeq lists its product as uncharacterized. The coding region runs from base 1 to 699 and encodes 232 amino acids. The record is from RefSeq and is a predicted model, not a curated record. NCBI's taxonomy places the organism in Eukaryota, Fungi, Ascomycota, Eurotiomycetes, Eurotiales, Aspergillaceae. The transcript is spliced from 3 exons.
AUGUCACCCACCUUCACCCCAGUCAACAAUACCCCCGUCCACAAGAACGGCACUGCUCCAAAGACCCCUACCAAGAAAACCAACGUGGCAAUGACCCCCAAAACCCCUACUCCAACUACAACCUCUACCACCAACAGCAAAAAACGCCUCACCCCAUCCUCCCCCACCCCAACCAGCAACACCACCCCCAACAACAACAACAAACGUACUAAACCUCGCACCCCCCUCCCACCCAUCCCAACGACCCUCGCCUCCGCCAGCGCCUCCGACCUCCUCAUCCUCCGUCUCCGGGACGAAUCCUCCACGCCCUGGACUGCCAUCAACCAGGCAUGGACGGACCUCACGGGGAUCAGUGUGGGCGGGUCGACCCUCCGAGCGAGGUACAAUACCAUGAAGAAGAAUUUUGUGGUGGUGGAUCCGGGUGAUGAAGCGAAGAUCCUCCAAGCUAAGAAGGAUGUUGAGGGACGAUUGGAGACGGAAAAGUGGAGAUUGAUUGCUGAGGAGGUGGGAAAGGCUGGUGGGGGAACUUAUCCCGGGGAGUCUUUGAGGAAGUAUGUGAGGGAGAUGGAGAAGGGGAUGAAGGGGGGUGCGGCUGCUGUUGCUGCUGCUGCUGCGAAUGGUGGUGGUGAUCAUGGUGAUGAUGAGGGUGAGGAGGAUGUUGAUGAUGACGAUGUGAAGAUGGAGAUUGAGGAGGAUUAG